UUGAAUGUGUCGGGUUUUUUUUUUUUAAUUUUUUGAUUUGUCUCCUCCGGCAUUUGCCGUUUCGAUCAUAGUAAUCAUCAGUGGUGUUGAUUACUUGAUUGGAUUGGAGUUAAUCUGGACUAAUUAAAAAUCCCAUGUGGAAAAAAAAGAAGAAAACAAGGGAAAAAAUUAAAAUGGUGAUACAUAUGUGUGUUUGUUUUGGAAAUGGAGGUUUAAACUUUAAAGAAUGAAUCUUUAGGGGUGGGGUGGUGGAGGGGGUACUUGGGGUUUGAUCUGUGAUGAUCAUUCUUGAUUAGGAUGGAGCUUUAAUUCAAUUAGCAUUUAUUCGUAGGAUGGAGGACUCACUGGACAGAGAAUUUUCUUUUGGUGGAAAGCAUGCAAGUUUAGCUGGCAGCAAUUUUCCGUUAGCAAGAGGAAUCUCUAAUUGGCCUCAUGACAAAGAUGCCAUAGCACUGCGUGUAGGAUAUGUGAAGCCUGAAAUAAUUAGUUGGAAACCAAGAAUUGUAUUAUUUCACAACUUCUUAAGUGCGGAGGAAUGUGAUUAUCUUAGAUCGAUUGCCAUUCCUCGCCUUCAUGUUUCCACUGUUGUAGAUGCAAAAACUGGGAAGGGAGUUAAGAGUGAUGUCAGAACAAGUUCUGGUAUGUUUCUGAACCCUGAUGAGAGGAAGUAUCCCAUGAUACAGGCAAUUGAAAAACGAAUUUCUGUGUAUUCUCAAAUACCAGUAGAAAAUGGGGAACUCAUUCAAGUGUUAAGGUAUGAAAAGAAUCAGUUCUAUAGAGCCCAUCAUGACUAUUUCUCUGAUAGUUUUAAUGUAAAGCGUGGAGGUCAAAGAAUUGCUACAAUGCUCAUGUAUUUGAGUGACAAUGUGGAGGGGGGAGAAACAUACUUUCCUAUGGCUGGCACUGGUGAAUGUAGCUGUGGCGGCAAAAUGAUCCAAGGGUUAUGUGUAAAACCUACGAAAGGAGAUGCUGUUCUUUUUUGGAGUAUGGGGCUUGAUGGACAAUCUGACCCUGAUAGUCUACAUGGAGGAUGUGAAGUACUCUCAGGAGAGAAAUGGUCAGCUACUAAAUGGAUGAGGCAAAGAACUGUAUCCUAAAUUGCUCAUACAUCUUUUUUUUUUUGUUCCAUCUAUAUUGUAUCUUGAUAGGAAAAAAAGAGGAGUUACAUGACUUUUGUAAAAUUAGCAACACAUGUUGUAUUGUGAAAAAAUGUUGCCAUAUAUAGAGUUUACUCAUUUAAAAAACUUUGGGUCAUGGGCAGGUAUGCUCUUA
This is a messenger RNA of Solanum pennellii, 1272 nucleotides long. Its product is annotated as prolyl 4-hydroxylase 1. The coding region runs from base 333 to 1097 and encodes 254 amino acids. The transcript is spliced from 12 exons. The record is from RefSeq and is a predicted model, not a curated record. Gene Ontology annotation, molecular function: iron ion binding; L-ascorbic acid binding; procollagen-proline 4-dioxygenase activity. Lineage: Eukaryota; Viridiplantae; Streptophyta; Magnoliopsida; Solanales; Solanaceae. Gene Ontology annotation, cellular component: endoplasmic reticulum. Gene Ontology annotation, biological process: peptidyl-proline hydroxylation to 4-hydroxy-L-proline.